Molecule: messenger RNA, 2394 nt
Organism: Acanthopagrus latus (yellowfin seabream)
Lineage: Eukaryota; Metazoa; Chordata; Actinopteri; Spariformes; Sparidae
Gene: zc3h15
Product: zinc finger CCCH-type containing 15
Exons: 11
Coding region: 149-1462 (437 amino acids)
Biological process (GO): cytoplasmic translation
Cellular component (GO): cytosol
Molecular function (GO): metal ion binding; mRNA binding
Source: RefSeq, a predicted model, not a curated record
AAUUCACAUGUGGCCUAGCGCCGUUGCUGUGCUGCUGUGCUAGCAACAACUGGGUAAUGUGGAGCUGAGUUCCCCAGCCGAAACACCCCAUUUAAUAAAUAUUACUCGGCUGUACGCGUUUUAUUUUCACAGCUCCACCUGAGCCAACAUGCCUCCGAAGAAACCCGCCCAGCCCGCGGGGAGUAAAAAAACUCAAGAGAAGAAGAAAGAGAAGAUUAUUGAGGACAAGACAUUCGGCUUGAAGAACAAGAAAGGGGCCAAGCAGCAAAAGUUCAUCAAGAACGUCACCCAGCAAGUCAAAUAUGGACAGCAAAGUGCCAAACAGGCUGCUGCUGCGGGUGAGACCGGUAAGAAGGUCGAUAAGAAGAAGGAGUUGGAUGAACUCAACGAGCUGUUUAAACCGGUAGUCGCUGCCCAGAAAGUCAGCAAAGGUGUUGACCCAAAGUCAGUGCUGUGUGCAUUCUUCAAGCAGGGCCAGUGUACUAAAGGUGACAAGUGCAAGUUCAGCCACGAUUUGUCAAUGGAGAGGAAAUGUGAGAAGAGGAGCGUCUACGUGGACGAAAGAGAUGAAGAGCUGGAGAAAGACACCAUGGACAACUGGGAUGAAAAGAAGCUGGAGGAGGUCGUCAACAAAAAACACGGAGAGGCCGAGAAGAAAAAAGCCAAAACACAAAUUGUAUGCAAGUACUUCCUGGACGCCAUAGAGAAUAAUAAGUACGGCUGGUUCUGGGUGUGUCCGGGCGGCGCCGACACCUGUAUGUACCGACACGCUCUGCCGCCAGGCUUUGUACUGAAAAAAGACAAGAAGAAGGAGGAGAAAGAGGACGAAAUCUCGCUGGAGGAACUGAUAGAAAAUGAGCGCGCCGCUCUGGGUGCUGAUGUCACUCGGAUCACCUUGGAGACUUUCCUGGCUUGGAAGAAGAGGAAAAGGCAGGAGAAGGUGGACAAAGCGAAGGAGGAGAUGGAGAAGAAGAAGGCUGACUUCAGGGCUGGAAAAGCACUAGUGAGCGGCCGCGAGGUGUUCGAGUUCCGUCCAGAUUUGAUUGACGACGACGACGAUGAAGCCGAUGACACUCGAUAUGCCAACAAUAACGAGGAGGAGGAAGAAUAUAAGGAAGAGAUUAAUACAACAGAAGUCCAGGACAUCGACUUAUCCCGAUUUGUUCCACAAGAAGUUGACCACGAAGGCAUUACCGUCGCAGCCAUGGACCGAUUCACGUCUCGAAAGAAAACUCAGCCGAAAGUAACAGACGACGAGGAGCAGCUGAACGGAGCGUGCGGUGGCGCUGAGGCCAACGGGCUUUCGGGAGCGGAGGGAGGCGAGGAGGACGGAGAGGACGGGGGAGGGGAUGAAGACGACGAGGUGGCGGCGGAGGAGGUUCCAGUGGACGAGAACCUGUUCACGGGAGAAGAUCUUGAGGAGCUCGAUGAGGAGCUCAACACACUGGCGCUGGAGGACUGAGGGGGAGCGCGUGAGAGGGAGGGAGCGUGAGGUGGAAGUUAGGACGGACUAAGUGACAAAGGGAUGGACUGAUGGAUGCAUGGAGCUAAACAACAAAGAGACCAGAUGUUUGAACGAUUUUAAAUUUCAGAGACUCCGGUAAUAAAGCCUGAUUAUAUCAUGACAUCACUGCCUGUCUCUGCCCCCUCUGUUUCUGUAUCACCCCUCUCGCAGCCCACCAUGUCCUCAGCUUUCUGUCCAUCGGGUGUCCAGAUUUCCACAGCAGGGCCAAUUAGGGUUAAUCAGGGCCAACUCCUCAUGAAUGUGUCAGAAUUUCCAUCUCAAGAGAAUCGGGCAGCGGUUGUUGUGCACUUGUUGUUGCAUGACAUCAAAACUGCAAAUUCCUUUUUUUAAAAUUAAUUAGGCUCCAGGUGCUUCUCUAUAUGAUCAGUUAAAUAUUGAAUUGAGAGACAAUGUACAGACUUAAAAAAAAAAAGCACUAUAAGUGAGAUUGUACUGUGAGAUAAGACUUAAAUAAAUGAUCGAUGGAUGUUUGACAGAGCUGUUAAACUGUACAGGUUACGUGAAAAAUGAACAGGAGCGAUUCUGUUGUAAGAAACUGAAUCUGUUCAUAUCUUCAUCAGCUCUCAUACCAAAAUCAAAGCUGUAGUGUGAGGAUGCACUUUCAUUUUUCUGGGUUAAGAUUGUUUUCCCUCCGCAGGUCCAUAUCAUUUAUCUGAACUGAAUGCCCUGUUGAAAAUUCUUGUUAUGGAAAUUUCAUGUAACGUUUUGAAGGAAAAGUCGCCUCUAAGAUGUCAACCCUGUUUCUCAGAUCUGAUUAGUGCUGUAAUGAAGCACAGGAGGGGAAACCAAAUGGUCCCAUUAUCAGCCCAGUAUUGUAAAUAAUGUUCUCGAGUUGCCUCCUUAAGAAAUAAAAAAAUACUGUACAUCCA